AUGCCGCGACCCUUACUACUGCUGGCAGCGGUGCCAGCCAUUCUCUUCAUCAUCUAUUCCGUGGUCCCUGCCAGUCUAAAGGAGUCGUACGCGUGGAUGGAUCCCAUCUCGCUCAACACCCCCGCAUCGAAUGGCAGGCCCAGGCGAUGGUUCAACAUGGGCUACUGGAAUGAGACGGGAGCGGCCUGGGCGGAUGACUUCUCUAAGGCGAAUGAGAAUUUGGCUUGGAAGCUGCGCGAGUUUGCAAACGUUGAUGCGAGGGGUGCCGUCCUCGAUAUAGCACAUGGGACUGGCGAGUCCUUGCUCGUUCACUUGACCUGGGCCACUUCGCCCGCACGCCUCGAUGCGCUUACAUCCAUACCAUCCGACACGACCUUGGCGCGCGCUCUGGUCCGCUCUCACAAGGUGAACGAGAGUAUCGGCAUCCCCGUCGAGUUUUACACCGGCUCGGCUAUGCCUCGGAUAGGAAACGUGGACCACCAGUCUCAUCCUCUCAACCCUAUGAAGGGCUUUCUCGGCCAGUCUUCUGGGGCUUCGGCGCACGGCAGCUACGACGAGGAGGAUGACGGCGAGGAGUAUGAGAGUAGCCCCACCGGACAAACCCCCGCGACGAAAGGAUACGACCUCAUCUACAUCUUGGACGCAAUCUACCACCUUCCCCCCUCCAUCAAGCCCUUCCUUUCAGCCGCGUACCAAGGGCUUGCUCCGGGAGGGGCCAUUGCAUAUACCGACAUCCUCCCGCCUGUAAAGGGCCUCAACCCCAUCAUCGCUCGGAUCGUCUCGUUCUUUAUCGGGGUACCUUUGCCUAAUCUCACCCACCGACCCGGCGGUUUGCAGGCGUACAAGGCGGAGCUGGAAAGUCUGGGGUAUGAUGACGUCAAAGUCGAGGACUGGGGGGAGCACGUCUGGCUGGGAUUUGCAACGAAUCUGCAACGGCGAGGAGGAUUCUGGGCGCGUGUGGGGAAACGGGCAAAGUGGGCGUACGAGGAAGCAGGAUGGCGGUUCUUGGCUGUGAGGGCGAGACGGCCUGAUAAGACAUAG
Messenger RNA from Dioszegia hungarica, 1041 nucleotides. RefSeq lists its product as uncharacterized. NCBI's taxonomy places the organism in Eukaryota, Fungi, Basidiomycota, Tremellomycetes, Tremellales, Bulleribasidiaceae. The record is from RefSeq and is a predicted model, not a curated record. The transcript has 4 exons. Bases 1 to 1041 code for a protein of 346 amino acids.